UGCUGUGUUAUCUCCAUUUGUUAUUUAAUACAUAAUAAAGAAAACUAAUAUAUGCUCAGAGAGAAAAAAAUAAAAAAGCAACAAAAUAAAAAAUAGUAUGAUUGGCACUCUAUCAGUGCGCACACGCGCGCACACACACACACAUAUACACACACACACACUCUUCAAUGCAUAGUUUUCUUUUACACUAUGGGGCAGGAUACUUAUAAUUAGCAUGAGCCGCAUAUGUAUCAAUCUUCAAGCACUCCCAGUUAUCGAUCCAUAGCUACUAGAGUACUAGUCUUAACCAUGGGGAAAUUCUUUGGGGAGACUACCAAUAUUCUUUAUGCUCUGAUUAUAUGCAAAUUUAAGCUUUAUUUUGCUUUACUCAUACAAUUAAAUUAUUUUCCAUACUAUGUUUUAAGUUAUUAAUGAUCUUGCAUUCUCAUAGGUUUCUGUUUUCAUUUUUAAAAUAUAGUUAAGCUAUGGAUAAAAGUUGGAUGAAUAAACCUCGACAUACAAAAGAGUAUCUCGAUGGUGUCAAUGAGUUUUUGAAGUUUGCGUGCGAGAAUUGUGAUACAAAUUCGUCGAAUUUGUUGCCCAUGUAAAAAAUGUGGAUUACGUAAGAUGUUUAUCCCCAACAUGGUAUAUGAUCAUUUGAUUAGUUAUGGAAUUUCUCAAAGUUACACCAUUUGGCAUGCUCAUGGGGAGAGAAUAGGGGGGGCAUCUUACCAUGCUAAUGAUGCCCAAAAUAAUAAUGAGCAAAUAAAUGAAGGCUCUAGUGGGAUGGCAACUAUGUUACAUGACGUUUUCCCCAUGUUUGAUCCUGAAAUAGUGGAGGGUGGGCCUGAAAUGGGUGUGGAUGCUAGAGAGGCUGGAGUGCAAAAUGAAAAUCGACAAGGUUCUAGUGAAAGAGUUAAUAAAUUUUACAAUAUGUUGAAAGAUGUUGAUGAGCCAUUAUAUGAAGGGUGCACAAAACAUACUAAGUUUAGUGUUAUCGUAUGUCUCUGGAAUAUGAAGUGUUUGGGUGGAUUGAGUAAUAGCAUAUUCAUAGAACUACUUGAAUUUGUGAAUGAGUUGCUUACACUAGGAGCAUCAUUGCCUAAAAAUGCGUAUGAGGCGAAGAAGUAUAUGAAUGAGUUAGGACUUGGAUACGAGAAGAUCUUAGUAUGUCCAAAUGGUUAUAUGUUAUUUUGGAAGGACAAUGAGAAUCUGGAAACAUGCGUGGUAUGCGGAGCGUCAAAGUGGAAGCAAAAAGAGUCUAUGGAUGAUAUGUCUAAAAAAGGUAAAAGAAGUCCAGCGAAAAUAUUAAGGUGGUUUCCGUUGAAAACAAGGUUGCAAAGACUUUUUAUGUCAUCGAAGACUUCUGCACAAAUGAAAUGGCAUGCUAUGGGCCGCACAAAUGAUGGGUUAUUAAGGCAUCCAGCAGAUAGAAUGGCCUGGAAAACGUUUGAUACACAACAUGAUGAUUUUGCCUCUGACCCCCGUAAUGUUAGGCUUGGUUUAUCUGCAGAUGUCUUUAAUCCUUUUGGGAACAUGAGCAUUUCUUAUAGUACUUGGCCGGUUAUGUUGGUACCUUACAAUUUACCUCCUUGGAUGUGCAUGAAACGAUCAAGUUUCAUGCUAUCGUUGAUUAUAUCAGGACCAUCAUCACCUUCAAUGAAUAUAGAUGUAUACUUAGAGCCUCUGAUAUCAGAAUUAAAGGAAUUAUGGGAGGUUGGAGCACCAACCUAUGAUAUUUGCUCCAGAGAGAUCUUUACAAUGCGCGUAGCUUUAAUGUGGACGAUAAAUGAUUUUCCUACGUAUGGUGAUUUGUCUGGGUGGAGUACGAAAGGUCGUUUAGCAUGUCCUAUUUGUAUGGGUAACACACGAUCUAGAUGGCUGAAAUAUGGAAAAAAGUUUUCCUAUAUGGGGCAUAGACGAUUCUUACCAAGUAAUCAUAGGUGGAGAAUGAUGGCAAAAACAUUUGAUGGUACACGAGAAAUUGAUCCUUCACCUACUAUGCCAACACCUGAUAAAAUCUUGGAACAAUUAGAUGAUUUAAAUUGCAAUGAUAGAACAGAUCGUAAAAGAAAAAGAGUUGUGGGGUCGACUAGUGUUAAGGAACACUCAUGGAAGAAAUGUAGUAUUUUCUUUAGUUUACCUUAUUGGAAGGAUAAUUUAUUGCGUCACCAUCUUGAUGUGAUGUACAUUGAAAAAAAUGUGGUGGAUAAUAUUGUUGGCACACUAUUAAAUAUUGAUACAAAAUCAAAAGAUGGCAUAAAGGCACGCCUUGACUUACAAGAUAUGGGUUUGAGACCACAACUUCAUUCGGUUAUAACAGAUGCAAACAAGACAUAUUUGUCUCCUGCUAUUUUCACAAUGAGUAACAAAGAAAAAGAAGACUUGUUGAAGGUUAUACAAAACGUAAAAGUACCGGAUGGUUAUUCUUCAAAUGUUUCACGUUGUGUCAAGCUUCAACAACGUACCAUAGUGGGCAUGAAGAGUCAUGAUUGCCAUAUAUUGAUGCAACAGCUCCUACCAAUUGCAUUACGUGGGUCAUUACCUAAGAAGGUAAUAGAACCAUUAAUUGAGCUAUCUGGAUUCUUCAGGGGAAUUUGUUCCAAAACGUUGCGGCUUGAAGAUUUGGACCGAUUGGAAUCUAGAAUACCUUACAUAUUGUGCCAAUUAGAAAUGAUAUUUCCGCCAUCAUUUUUCACGGUUAUGGUUCACUUGACUAUACAUUUAGUUGCAGAAUGUAAGCUUGGAGGACCCGUUCAUUAUCGAUGGAUGUAUCCCGUUGAAAGGUACCUACACCAACUUAAGUUUCAUGUGCGUAACAAAGCUGCGCCAGAAGGUUCCAUUGCUGAAGGAUAUUUGCUGGAGGAAUUAUUGACGUUUUGUUCUCGUUAUUUAGAAUCCGCUCAAACAGUUUUCAAUAGACCAUCUAGAAACCCAGAUGAUUCUAAAGGGAAAGUUGUUGAUGUUCGCCUCGAUUUUAUGUCGUGGACCCAAGCACAUCGCUAUAUUCUCUUCAACUCUGACGAUUUCACUCCAUUUCGCAUGUGAGUUGCAAUGCUUGAUACCUAUGAAUUAAAUUAUAUUUAAUUUAUAUUUGUGAAAUUGUAACAGACAUUUGUGAUGUCGUGAACAUAUAAUAGAAUGCACUUGGAAAUAAUGAGGAAUACAGUUGAUGGAAAUCAUUUAUCAAAUGAUGAACUACAGAAGAGGCACGAAAACCAAUUUUGUAAUUGGUUCCAA
This is a messenger RNA of Carya illinoinensis, 3219 nucleotides long. RefSeq lists its product as uncharacterized. The record is from RefSeq and is a predicted model, not a curated record. The transcript is spliced from 2 exons. Bases 607 to 3027 code for a protein of 806 amino acids. NCBI's taxonomy places the organism in Eukaryota, Viridiplantae, Streptophyta, Magnoliopsida, Fagales, Juglandaceae.